GCUGGAGGGGCCACCUGCUCGCCUCCUCCGGUUCCUCUUCUCCUUCUCCUCCUUCGCCGCCGCCUCCCUCGCCGCCACCAUGAUGUCCAUGAACAGCAAGCAGGCGUUCAGCAUGCACCCCAUCCUGCACGAGCCGAAGUACACCCACCUGCACUCCAGCUCCGAGGCCAUCCGGAGAGCCUGCCUGCCCGCCCCGCAGCUGCAGAGCAAUUUCUUCGCCGGCCUGGACGAGACGUUGCUGCGCGGGGCCGAGGCGCUGGCGGCCGUGGACCUGAUCUCUCAGAAGACCCACCACCCCUUCAAGGCGGACGCCACUUACCACACCAUGAGCAGCGUCUCCGUCUCCUGCACGCCCACCUCCUCCUCCGUCCACCUGCACCCGCCCGCGGGGCUGAGCGGCCACGCGCACCACGCGCACCCCCACCAGCCGGCCCAGGGCCUGGAGGGCGAGCUGUUGGAGCACCUGGCCUCGGCCUUGCCGCUGGCCGACGUGGGCGUCGCGCCCGCCCACCCGCACCCGCAUCCCUCCGCUCACCUGCCGGGCCUCAACGGCCUGGGCCACCACACGCACGGGCAGCCGCCCCUGGCCAUGGGCUCCCCGCCUCCCCAGGGCCUGGCCUCGCACCCGGCCGUCCUGGCCGGCGCCGAGACGGAGACGGACCCGCGCGAGCUGGAAGCCUUCGCCGAGCGCUUCAAGCAGCGGCGCAUCAAGCUGGGCGUGACCCAGGCCGACGUGGGCUCGGCCCUGGCCAACCUCAAGAUCCCCGGCGUGGGCUGCCUCAGCCAGAGCACCAUCUGCCGCUUCGAGUCGCUCACCCUCUCGCACAACAACCUGGUGGCCCUCAAGCCCAUCCUGGAAGCCUGGCUGGAGGAAGCCGAGCGCGCCCAGCGCGAGAAGCUGGCCAAGCCCGAGGCUUACUCGACGGGCGACAAGAAGCGCAAACGUACCUCCAUCGCCGCGCCCGAGAAGCGCUCGCUCGAGGCUUACUUCGCCGUCCAGCCGCGGCCCUCCUCCGAGAAGAUCGCGGCCAUCGCCGAGAAACUCGAUCUCAAGAAGAACGUGGUGCGGGUCUGGUUCUGCAACCAGAGGCAGAAACAGAAGCGCAUGAAGUUCUCCGCCGCUUAUUAG
This is a messenger RNA of Crotalus tigris (Tiger rattlesnake), 1129 nucleotides long. RefSeq names its product brain-specific homeobox/POU domain protein 3-like. Bases 80 to 1129 code for a protein of 349 amino acids. Gene Ontology annotation, molecular function: DNA-binding transcription factor activity, RNA polymerase II-specific; RNA polymerase II cis-regulatory region sequence-specific DNA binding. The record is from RefSeq and is a predicted model, not a curated record. Gene Ontology annotation, biological process: regulation of transcription by RNA polymerase II. The transcript is spliced from 2 exons. NCBI's taxonomy places the organism in Eukaryota, Metazoa, Chordata, Lepidosauria, Squamata, Viperidae.